AUGAGCAAAGACUUGAUGAACGGGUCCAUCCUGCACUGCCUGGAAACGGCUAGUCUAGGGAUGCCCCUAGAGGUGUGGAAGACAAGGAUGUGCGUGUACAGGAACGAAAACACCAUCAGAUCAUUCACCAAUAUUUACAACAAAGGGGUUGGUCAGUUCUACGCUGGUUUUUACGCGAAGAUAGUAGAGAGCUCAUCCAAAGGAGCAGUCCUGUUAAUAUCAAAAGAACACAUGAUUACAUUUUGUAAUAAUUUGAAUAUAAACCAAACGACAAGCGGUUUUAUCGGUGGAGCUACUGGAGGCAUUUGCCAAUCCUUUGUGAUGACUCCAUGUACCUUUUUUAUAACUGCCAGCAUUGACAAGAAAAUUAAUUAUAAAAAAAAACUGGUGGAUAUUUUUAGGAACACAGGAUUUACGACCUUGUAUAAGGGGAACAGUGCCAUGUGCUUGCGCCAGGGGACGAACUGGGCCAGCCGGCAGGGCAUAACUGAGUGGGUCCGCAACUUAUUCAUCGAGCGGAAGAGGAAGGCGGGGGGGUCGCGCCAAGCGGGGGGGCAGUCAGACAGGCAGUCAGACCGGCAGGCAGACCAUCAAGCAAACCGGCAAACACUCUUCAAAAAUGAUGCUAUGGAUAAGCGCGGCCAAGUUCAUCAGUCCACCCCGACGAAGGACACCCAUUCGUUAGACAAACGGGGAGAUGCUGCCCAUGAAUUAUCCCCCACGGAAGAGCUCCUUUGUGGUGUCCUUGGAGGAGCCCUCUCUGUCUGGAACAACCCCUUCGACGUGAUCCGAGUGUACAUGCAGAAUAGUGCGAAUAAAAAUAUCAAGCUGACGUUCUUUCAGUCAUUUGUUAACCUUUACAGGGAGGGAGGCAUCCUGUACCUCUACAAAGGGGUCAUCCCUCGAUGCUUCCUGUGCAUUUGGCAGACCCUAUUUAUGGUUACGGGGAUAAAAAUUUUGAACAAAUAUU
Messenger RNA from Plasmodium cynomolgi strain B, 970 nucleotides. Its product is annotated as mitochondrial carrier protein. Gene Ontology annotation, molecular function: tricarboxylate secondary active transmembrane transporter activity. The transcript has a single exon. The record is from RefSeq and is a predicted model, not a curated record. The annotation marks the transcript as partial. Gene Ontology annotation, cellular component: mitochondrion. Gene Ontology annotation, biological process: mitochondrial citrate transmembrane transport; alpha-ketoglutarate transport. NCBI's taxonomy places the organism in Eukaryota, Apicomplexa, Aconoidasida, Haemosporida, Plasmodiidae.